AUGGGUGUGAUACUUUAUGGGAAGGACAAGAAGCAAGGACAACUUGAUAUGAAGAAAUGGUUCAUGAAUGUGAAAGCGAGCGACAUGAUGUCUCUGGAUCGAAGUUUGCCUGACACACGAAGAGAAGAAUGCUUGGAUAUUAAAUAUGACCUCGAAAACCUUCCUCAAAAAUUGCUCCAGGAAGUUGUCCAGUUUCGAUACAUUGUUGGGGUUGUAAUUUCCUGGAAGCCCAUUCCAUCCUGCGCGCAGUGCCUCCGAAAAAGUAGUCGCCAUCUGAUUAAUUUUAGUGAUGAUUCAUUUUUAAAAUCGCUUUAA
Molecule: messenger RNA, 315 nt
Organism: Ostertagia ostertagi
Lineage: Eukaryota; Metazoa; Nematoda; Chromadorea; Rhabditida; Trichostrongylidae
Source: the annotation of a GenBank genome assembly